Messenger RNA from Caretta caretta (loggerhead turtle), 4547 nucleotides. It is a transcript of the gene SRP72, whose product is annotated as signal recognition particle 72. Gene Ontology annotation, molecular function: ribosome binding; protein binding; 7S RNA binding. Lineage: Eukaryota; Metazoa; Chordata; Testudines; Cheloniidae. The record is from RefSeq and is a predicted model, not a curated record. Gene Ontology annotation, cellular component: signal recognition particle, endoplasmic reticulum targeting. Gene Ontology annotation, biological process: SRP-dependent cotranslational protein targeting to membrane.
GCUUCCGGGGGAAAGGUGACGAGCCGCGCCCCCGCUCUCCCCGUUCCCAAGAUGGCGGCCGCCGGCGGCGCGGGGACGGCGGCCGCGCUGUGGAGCGAGGUGAAUCGCAGCGGCCAGAACGGAGACUUCGGCCGCGCGCUCAAGUCCGUCAACAAGUUGUUGCAGAUCAACAAGGAUGAUGUGACUGCCCUUCACUGCAAAGUGGUGUGUCUCAUUCAGAAUGGAAGCUUCAAGGAAGCCCUCAGUGUAAUCCACACCCACACCAAAGUGUUAACCAGUGACUGUAUCACAUUUGAGAAGGCGUACUGUGAGUACAGGUUGAACAGAAUUGAAAAUGCCCUGAAGACCAUUCAGAGUGCCAGCCAGCAGACAGACAAACUGAAGGAGCUGCAUGGACAAGUGUUGUACAGGUUGGAGCGCUAUGAUGACUGCUUAGCUGUGUAUCGGGAUCUCAUCCGGAACUCCCAAGACGACUACGAAGAAGAAAGGAAAACCAACCUUUCUGCAGUGGUUGCAGCACAGAGCACAUGGGAGAAAGUGGAGCCAGAAGAUCUGGGCCUCCAAGAAGCUACCUAUGAGCUGUGUUAUAAUGCUGCAUGUGCAUUGAUUGGUCAAGGCAGGCUGAAUGAGGCAAUGAAAAACCUACAGAAAGCAGAAGAUCUGUGUCGCCAGUCGCUUUCAGAAGACUCUGAUGUGACUGAGGAAGACAUUGAGGCUGAGUUGGCCAUUAUUCAUGGUCAGAUGGCCUAUAUCAUGCAACUACAGGGACGUACAGAGGAUGCUCUCCAGCUUUACAAUCAGAUCAUCAAAUUAAAGCCGACAGACGUGGGAUUGAUUGCUGUCAUUGCAAAUAACAUCAUCACUAUUAAUAAGGACCAAAAUGUCUUUGACUCAAAGAAAAAGGUGAAAUUGACCAAUGCAGAAGGCGUGGAGCACAAACUCUCCAAGAAACAGCUCCAGGCCAUCGAAUUCAACAAAGCUUUACUGGCUAUGUACACCAAUCAGGCAGAUCAGUGCCGCAAGCUGUCAGCAAGUUUACAGUCCCAGAACCCCGAGCACCUGCUGCCCGUGCUAAUCCAGGCUGCCCAGCUCUGUCGAGAGAAGCAGCAUGCAGGGGCAAUAGAGCUCCUACAGGACUUUGCGGAGCAGAGCCCUGCCAACUCGGCGCAGAUAAAGCUGACAAUGGCCCAGCUGAAAAUCGCUCAAGGCAGCGUCACCAAAGCAUGCAUCAUCUUGAGGAGUAUAGAAGAGCUGAAGCAUAAGCCAGGCAUGGUGUCUGCAUUGGUGACGAUGUACAGUCAUGAAGAAGACAUUGACAGUGCUAUUGAGGUCUUCACGCAAGCUAUCCAGUGGCACCAGGGAUACCAGCCAAAGUCUCCAGUUCAUUUGUCGCUGAUAAGGGAAGCAGCCAACUUUAAGCUGAAGUAUGGGAGGAAGAAGGAAGCAAUCAGCGACCUGGAAGAGCUGUGGAAGCAAAAUCCAAGAGAUAUUCAUACUCUGGCCCAGCUCAUCUCCGCAUACUCCCUUGUAGACCCCGAGAAGGCGAAGGUCCUUAGCAAACACUUGCCCUCGUCGGACACGAUGUCUUUGAAAGUAGACGUGGAUGUGCUUGAAAAUUCCCCCGGGGCUACGUACGUUCGGAAGAAAGGCGGAAAGCUCACGGGAGAAAACCAGCAGAAAGAACAAGGGCAAGGGGAUGUAAAGAAAAAGAAGAGGAAAAAGAAGGGAAAACUGCCCAAGAACUAUGAUCCCAAGGUGACCCCGGACCCUGAGCGGUGGCUGCCGAUGCGAGAGCGCUCCUAUUAUCGCGGAAGGAAGAAGGGCAAAAAGAAGGAUCAGAUUGGAAAGGGAACCCAGGGAGCAACGACAACUGGCACAUCUGAGUUGGAUGCCAGUAAGACAGCAAGCAGCCCGCCUACCUCCCCACGGCCUGGCAGUACCACAGCCACGUCUUCCGCAGCCACGAGUAACAUGAUACCCCCCCGGCACCAGAAACCUGCUGGCGCUGCAGCAACCAAGAAGAAGCAGCAGCAGAAGAAGAAGAAAGGAGGCAAGGGAGGCUGGUAACGAGAGCGGCUGCUGAGCUGGCUGUGUGAGGGACUGGAGCUCUCUGCUGUAAAGUGCUGAGAACAGAAUAAAGGUCAGAGUAAGAAGCAGCACAAAGUCACGGCUUCCUUCACGCUGUCUUGAAAAGGUUCCUCCUGGGCUUCGUUUCCUCUGCAGUGGGAAGGGAAGGGAAGCUUUUCCUCCUCCCAUUCCCGCUCCCUUUCCUAACCCGCUGCCCGAUGUUUCCCUCCAUUGUUUUUUUUUUUUUUUUGGGGGGGGGGGAAGAAUCAUGGUUCAUUUGCUUACCGAGUCAGACCAUUGUCCCUCCCUGGUGUGCCCGUGGCCCCCUGCAGCAGUUACACAAACACAAGGUAUUUCCCCAGUCCUGCUUACAGCAGAGAAUCAGCUGGAGUGAUGAGUCUUGACAAACAUACCACAUUACUGGCCUCCCCACGGGCCCUUGCUGUCUCUCUGGGCUGCCUAGCAAAGGCCCUCACCUAGGUGACAGGAGGGCAGACAUUGGUCACAGAGCCUGUGGGGUGCUGUCUGGAGGUGGCUGUGCAUCUCAGAAGGGACAGUUCACUAUCACUUCAUUUUGUGGCUUGAACUCUGGAGAGCCACAUUCUUAAAUGUGUCAAUUAAGAACAAUCUGAGGUUGCAUGGAGCUUCCCAGGGCAAGGUACAGGCGACCUGUGACACCUUGGCACUGUCUGGAGGCUUUGAUUUCGUCUAGCCAAACGCAGUGUGUGAGAAUGCUGCUUUGUUAGUGGACAACACUGGCCUUUGGGAGGGCACUGUGGGGGAGCAGCCUGCGUUCUGGGUUCCGUGAGGAACAAAUCCUUCUGGAAUGAGGCAGGGCAUUGGAAAUGGCACACUUCUCCUCUGGGGCCGGAGUGCUGGGUGCUGAGCUCUCUGAGCAUCUGCUCUGUGGUGUCUGGCAUUCAAUACUUUGUUUUCAGGGUCUGGCCAUGCCCAAGGGACACAGUCUAGAUUUCAGCCUUCACAUAUAUUAUGACCUGUUUGGGUGCGAUCUUCAGGGGUUUAGGAAUAUUUUCCAAAAAUCUUUGCUGCAGCAAGAUGAUGUAGACAAUGCCUCAUGCCCUGCUUCUCCUCACAAAGGAUGCUCAUGCUGUCUUACUGAUGCACACUCCUGUGCCAGCCUAAAGCCCCGGAAUCAUAAGGUGGUGUCUGGGGUUUUAUACCGAUAUUUGUAGGGAUAGUGUACUAACGGGGGCACCAGUCACACUCAGCUCCUUGCGAAGAAAUGAGCAUAGGAGCUGGCUCUUGGAGGCCCCUGGGCUGGUUAGGCUUUCUCCGAACUGCUCUGAUGGUACCUCUUCAAGGAUGGGAGUCUUGCUUCCUCCACCCUUUGGUAGCCGCUAACUCUAAAUGAUUGAAAUAACCAAGCCUUCUAACGCCAGACUGCCUUACCAGACAGCACGCUGUACAUAGACUGGUGUACAAGUGUCACUGGGUCUGCGGGCUGCAGUUCAGACGGCCAGGCUCGCUAAGCUGGGAUGGAUUUAUUGCAUGGCACAGGAACAGUAUUUCUUACUGAGCAGAAAUUCCUGGAGCCCUUCAGACAAAAACCAUAAGCAGAGGAACAUCCGUAUUUGCAUUUCCAGCUACCAGCAUGUCAGACACACUGCUUUUCAGUCUCAGUCUCAACUCUUGCAUCAUCUUAGCACUGUAGGGACGCAUGUCUCCUGUGUUAAAGUGCGGGGGGCAGUUGCUUGGCAAUUGCUAGCAGGUAGCAACAAUCACGGUAGAAAAGGAAGUGUGUGUGGACUGGAAGGAAUUCUCUAGCGGCAGCUGGCUCCAAAACCAAGUUACAGUGAGUAUUGUGCUUUGGAUGGCAGGCAGAUCAGGCACAAAAACACAUUUUUGUGCUACUGUUUUGUAUAGCACAAUGGAAUGGGCUGAGAACGGGGUAACUGAACAAAACACAAUUAUUUUUCACAGAAAGAACCUGAAUGCAGUGUUAGAAAUCACUUUGUCUAUCACAUGUAUGGUCUCUAACUAGAACUAUGAAGAGUAAAUCAAAACACAUAAAGCAGCUUUCACUCUGGUCACAACAACUGUGAAUUCAGCUUUCGAGUGUAUAUAUUUAGAUGUUUGCAGUCUAGUUUGGAGAACUCUACAUUCUUAAUCAUCAUGGCCAAAACUGUCAAAUGUGAAGACUGGAAGUUCAGACACCACAAUAAAAAAUGGAUUGAUUUUUUGCUGAGCAAUCCCAGCUCCUGUUGACUUCAACUAUAGAGGCAUGACCAGUGUUUCCAUCUUUCUAAUACACUCUUGGACAGUAUGUACUGAUUGGGUUGGUGCCAGGAUCUGUAGUGGCUGUAUACAGAAUAUGAUGGCUGCCGGAGGGAGGAGGAAGGGGAGGGGGGAGAGCUGUUUUCACUCCUCUUCCAAUCACAGUUGCUUCUCCUUUAACUGUAAAGCCCUUCAGAAAAUGCUGGUGUUCACACGGUAUCGUUUAUUUCUCUCUCUCCUCCAAA